AUGAGUACAUUCAAAAUCGCAGCAAAUGUGAGAACGUUUAUGGAGAGUAGUAUGGAGAACUGGAAAACGGAGUUAACAUCUUCGGGAGAAAGCCUAGGAAAUGUGAAUAUAAGACGAGGUAUUUUUCAAGGGGAUAGUUUAUCUCCUUUGAUAUUUGUGAUGUGCAUGAUAGCGUUAAGCUUGAUACUGAGAAAGGAAAAGGUAUGGUAUGAAGCUCGCGGAAAAGAACUCAAAAUCAACCAUAUUCUAUUCAUGGAUGAUCUGAAGUUGUUUGGAAAGAACAAGGAGCAAAUAGACUCUCUGGUGAAAACUGUCCAUAUUGUUAGCAAAGACAUUGGAAUGGAAUUUGGGAUAAAGAAAUGUGCAAUGCUUGUAAUGAAAAAGCCGGAAAGAUUGUGGAAUGUAAUGGAAUACAGCUACCUGAUGAGGAAACAAUAAAGUCCGUAGAAGAAGAUGGAUAUAAAUAUCUUGGUAUAUACUGGAAUUCGAUAAAAUUAUGGAGGGUGAAAUGAAGAGAAAAUUUGUAAAGUAAUACGGGAGGAGAUUACAAUGCGUCUACAGUAAGUGGGGCCACUUAGAGAACACUAACCAAUCACAUUGCAGAACAAAAAUUGAAAAAAUUAACAAACGGCGCAUUAGCCAAUCAGCAUUAGGCCAAAAACAAUUUGAACAAAUAAACAAGUGUCAAACGGUAAAAAUAGACUUGUAAAAGUAAACACUGCAGUUAAUGGCUUCCAGAUUUAGGUAAAGAAGUGGAUGGGGAGAAGACAUGGUGGUGAUUGAAGAAAGGAGACUUGAAACCUGAGACUGAAGCACUUCUGUGCGCUGCACAAGAACAAGCUCUAAGGACAAAUUAUGUAAAUUUUCACGUAGAUAGAACUGUUGAGUCUCCACUCUGUAGACUUUGUGUGGAAAAGGGAGAGCAUAUAACACACUUGAUAUAAGUGAAUGCAAGAAGCUAGCACAAGAAGAAUACAAAAGAAGACAUGACAAUGUGGCACGCAUUGUACACUGGAAGCUAUGUGGUUUCUACCAACUAGAGAAAGCUGAGAAAUGGUAUGAACACUAACCAAAUCGAGUAAUUGAAUCAGAUAAUGUAAAAAUUAUAAUAGUUUUGUUUGUGGAAACACCACGUAAAUUUAUUGCUGCAAACAAUUUAUUACUUUAACAAUGUAAAGAUUCUCUGGGAUUUUAGCAUACAGUGCGAUCAUGUGAUUGAAUGUCGAAGACCUGAUAUUGUAGUGGUUUUAAAGAAGGAAAAGGAGUGCAAGAUCAUAGAAAUCGCAGUUCCAGAGGACUGUAUAGAAUUGGUAUAAAAGAAACAGAGAAGGUAGAAAAGUAUGAGGAGUUGAAAAUGGAAAUUCGGAAAAUAUGGGCAAUGAAAAAGUAGAAGUGAUUCCAAUAGUAGUGGGUGCCUUAAGAGCAGUUAGUAAUAAACUGGGUAAGUGGAUUGAGAAAUUGGGAAUACAUAUAAGAGUAGAACUUCUACAAAAACAGCGUUGAUAGGGACAGCAAGAACACUGAGAAGAAGCUUGCAUGGAAAGCUAAAAUCUUUGGGACCUGAGGCUACUGGUUGUAGCCAGCUUCCAAGGAAAAACAUUGCCAGCAUAAGAACAAAGCUGUGAAAAACAUGUAAUAAUAAUAAUAAUAAUAAUAAUAAUUACACAACGAAAGUCGUGCGUUGUUCAACUUCAUAUGAAUCAAAAUUGAGAACUGUUUUCAAGCAAUUUAUAAAUAGCUCAUUUUCUCUCAGAAACGUUACCAAGAUUUACGCCUAUAAAAAAACGUCAAAAAGAAAGUUCCCUCCAAAAUUAUUAAGAAGCUCUGACGUUGUUAACGUUUUAUAGACAAUACAGUUUAGUCUUUAUAUAGCGCCAUGCAAGAAAUAAAAUAUUCCAAUAAAUGCAGAAAUUUGUCCAGUACUUUACUGGCUACACAUAAUCGAGCAUCUGCAUAGCAAAUUAUUUAAACAAACAUUGAUGCCCACAAAAAAUUAUGGCUCAGGAGUAAGUGCCCUUUCUAAAUAGCUGUCCUCGAGCUUCACGUUGCUUCCGGCGUUCCAGAAUGGUUCGUUUGGGAAGGAGCGGGGGUGUAUUGUAAUUGAUAAUCAUGAUUAACGCAUGUGAUUCUGUGUGAGCAUGUGUCGCGUACGCAGGCGAACGGGUGGAAGUAGAACAAACAAAAAUUGGCCCGACGGCGAUGGAAAUUGCCCAACAUCAUCAGGUAGUAGAAUGAAGAGUUUUCAAUAUUCAAUGGAACCUAUUUUAAUAUUCUGGCGGGAAUGACUGCAUGACUGCAUAACAGUCAGGGUCAAUCGGGCCGCUGUUACAUUGUCAGUUUGCAGCUAGCUUUGCUAUUAAUCACGCGAAUUGCAGUUGUGUUCUAAUAAUUUUUUAUAAGCACAAACUAUAAGGUGUUGAAUCGACGUACACCAUCUUUGGAACAUAUAUUAUACCUUCUAAGCGAUAAUAAUAUUGUAUGAAGAAUGUUCUUAGAACAGUUGAUAGAUUUUCUAUGUUUGUGCAUAUCAAGGUUGAUUUCAGAAAUUCGUUGCCCGUCAGCACAAGAAGGCGACUGCAAUGGCAACAUCAAUGUUCCGAAUCCUAGCAAUCCACCCUCAGAUCUUGUUAACCCAGAACACAACUUCGACUAUAAAGAAUUCCUUGACGCUGGCCGGCCAGAAAACGAAAACGAAGCGACAGGGCUAAUUUCUGCAGCCAGCACGUCCACUGUUUACAACAACAGCUUGCCAAAUGAUGCCGUGGAUUUUCACUUUGGUUGCUUUGUGCCUCCCAAAUCUGAGCGAGGACACUUAUUGUUGUCCAUCAAACUAAGUAUUCCCACCAACGUUAGAAUAAUGUUAUCAGCGAUAGUUAUAAGCGGUAUUGGUGGCUUCUUUGCUUACUUGGAUUUGGAAACAACAGAUAAAUGCAUCGGUAUUGAACCAUAUCUAAAUAACUCUAUUCCAGAAAAAAUUUUAAAGUGGAAAUUAAUCGGUGAAUCGUGUCAAGCAUUGUUACUCAAUUUUUGGUUUCCUGCCACAAUUGCUUUAUUAUUCGGUCGCAAAGUGUUUCUUGACAAGUUCAGGUCUUUAUUGUACAUUGGUUCAAUAAUGGGACUAUUAGUUGUAAUAUACAAGGCGUAUUUAUUUAUAUAUCUCGGCUCUGAUUUCAGAGAUUCCUACAAUAGGUAUCCAGGAAAUGUCAUAUUCUUUCUUGGAGUGAUCCUCGGUUGCAUUCAAAUUGCGCGUUCAACAAAACAAUCAAGAAAAAGGAUUGUGUUAAAACUUGGACAGAUAUUUGUGUUUUCCUUGCUCAUGAGUCUAGCUUAUCGCAAUUUCAUUGUUCCUUGGUUUAAUGAACAAACAAGUGAUGUUAACAAGGCAAUGAUUGCAGCCAUUAUCCCUCUGUUCUCUCUGAUUCCAGUAGCUGCUGGCAAGUACGUCGUGUUGUGUCACUGUACCGAUCUUGUUCAAGCUGAUGUUUCAUUUGUUUUAAUUUACUUCAACUAUUUGAUUCCUGUCGCUCUGUACCGUAUCAUGCAAGCUGAACUUACAGACUUAAGAUUAUUCGUGGCUUUUUCUUUAUUACACGGAACGUUUAACAUCAUUGCACAGGUAAGAUUACGCAUGUGUAUUUUCUGUUGCAUUGAGGUGUUCACAACGACAUAUAAUGCAUGGAAUAUUGACAAUCACAAUAUGGUCAGCAAGAAAGCGCUAAAAGUACUGGUUAUUUGGAGUCAACAUAAUUUUUGUUUCGUAUUAAUAACGUAAAUAUUUUAACAAUGUUUAACAUUUGAUGGUGCAUGCUAAUUGUUAUUUUAUCUUGUUGGAUGCUCGAGGGAAGAAUGGAUCAUAGGGAACCAAUUAUUCGAUUUUCCGAACCAGAGCGAGAGACUUAUGCAUGAUAAAAUACCUCGACUAUAGUCAAGUUUAAAAGAAUCAUGGCGUUAUUAAACUGAGGAAUGUUGCCCCCCCCCCUUCCCCAGCAGGCACAUUGAUAAUUUAAUAUGUGCCAAACAUGAAGUAAUUGGCCAGAGAAAUGACAGAAUAUUUCACAACUACGCUACUCUACUAGUGUUCUCCACUAGUAUUACACCCGAAAUAAUCUUUUUGGGAAAAUUUUGCAAUUAUUUCCCUCGACGGUUCAGUAAGAAUAAUAAUUUCACCAGAAAUUAAGGCUUUCACUUAUCGGGAUUUUCCUUCCUAUAAACAUAAUAUUCUUAGGGAAUUGAAAUUUUAAACAUUCUAUAAACAAUUUAUACCAGUGUAAAGACUAUAAGGUUUAGUUAUGAAUCAUCUGAAACUAAUUUAUGCAUGUACUUGUUAGAUCGAUAGUCUGAACCGAAAGCCUGAACGGCCAUGAACUGCAGAAAAUGAUGCUUCAGUGACCCCACAUUUUUUAAGUCGACACUCUGCCGGCUACUCCACGAAAAUAUAUAGUUACAUAUUGGCACAGGCCGUUCGAGAUUAUAUCACAUUUGCAUAAUCAAUAACUUUUAAUUAGCUGAAGUUAUAAAAAAACACUUCCAUUCGGCAUCUCACUGCUUUAGAUAAACCGUAAUUGACUGUUUGGAAGAAAGGUGACCUGAAGAAACUAUGGGUUCUCAUUGGCUAUAGCAUUAAGCACGCAACCUCCGCAGUGUGGAGUUUUUUCCUCGCGAAGUGAAAAUAUCAAACACAAUAGAUUGUUUUGCUCAAGGUCUUGCGAGGUUAAUCCCUCACGAAAACUGUCCGCACAAGAGAGGAACAUGCUGAGCUAGCCACCACGCGAGGCGAUCCCUCAGUUAUUAAGCCAUGCAGCAAAGUACAGAACAGGUAACACAAAUAAUAUACAAAAUUAUUCUCGUUAUAAAUAAUUGCUGCCGAGCGUUCGCGAGGUAGCGCACUAAUCCCUCCACGUAGUAUGCUUACACGACCUACGAUACACGUUCCACGCUCAUACACACGUAACCGCCGAAUUUAUAGCCGCUUCAAUCUCGAUUUGUGUCAUUUUGUCAUUCCAAAGGCGGGCCAAAACUAGCUAUUACGAUAUUAUUUUUUGGUUCACAACAUGGCAACUACUAAACGGACAGAAAUAAUGCAAAUUUCCAUAGAAAGUUCCGAGUAACAUUUGUGAAGGUUACUGCAUGGGUAUAAAGCGCGUUGUCAUUUUAUAUGUUUCUGGCAUGAAUGAUCGACAAUAUUUUGAAUAAUUCAAGUAAGGAUGUCUUUAUUUCUUUCUCGUGUGUUGUGAUAUACAUGAAGGCAUUUCUGAAAUUUAAAUCUGCUGUUUAUACUUGUUUAGUGUAUUAUCUUGGAUGUAGAGUUAUUGAAACAAUAUGAUUUCAUGAAUCUAUCGGCAGUUUUAAUAAUAACCCACUGAUCUAUUCGUCAAUAAUGCCUUAUUUAUACAUGCAAGGAGUCAAAAUAUACUUUUAGUUUAUUUGUUUGUUAUGUACAAACACGAUGAGUCUACAUGUUUCACUGGAAAAAAUUUUGGAAAUCCAUAUAAGGUCAUAGAAUGGAAAUUGUAUGGAACUUUAUUGGAAAUAGAAUGGAUUUUGAUGAUCCAUAAUAAUUGUAUAUUUUCAUAGUAUGGAUAUAUAGUAUCGAAACUGUGGAUUUAGUGGUUUAAUUUAUUGUAAAUUUCAUAGUAUGGAUUUCACAUUUUUUCCCCACGCAGUGUUUAUGGUUUGAAAAGAAACGCGGCAUGAUGUUAAAUCAAGCUUAAAUUAACAAGACGCCUGCUCAGGCGUUCACACUGACCUGAAAAUGGCGACAUACGUGCUAUAGUGCAAGUUCGUGCAAUAUAGAUAAAUAAUACAUAUCGUGAACCGCAAACGCAUGAAAGGCUGAAAGCGUGGCGUGAUGCUGAGGAGAUGUUUUCGUAAUGUUCAAUGAAACACAAGUAUUACUACAAAAUACAAACGUUAUCCAUAAAUGCACAUGGUCUCUGAGCAUGCUAUGCGUUAACGCAGACAACAUUGUUUACAUUCCGUGAGUCUGUAACGUUACUAACUUACUACGUAUAAAAUUCGAAAAACUCAGCGAUCCAGAUAUCGCAUUUCCAGAGACGUUGCACGAGAAAAAAACACCAAGUCACUUCUAAGAAAGUGCAGUGCAUGUAGGAUAAAUCCAAAAUCCACAGAAAAACGCGGUAAAAUCCGUGCACAAAUGAAGAAAUUGUUUGAGACUGAAAUAGUCACUCAUCGAAUGGCCGCCAUCUUGAAAACUGAUCUGUAUAGUAAACUGGAACGACUGGAACAUUGGAAACUGAGCCUGCGAUGCGCUAACGCAAACUCCAUUUCUCGACGACGAAAACAGAAAACAGAAAACAGAUAAUUAGGGAUUUAAGACACUUGACCUUUCAGGUCAGUGUAAUAAGAUUCUUAGAAUAUACGUGGAUUGUUGUCUGCACAUAUUGACUUACCAGCAAUUACAUGUAACAGCAUGUCAACUGACUUUUGCUGUAUAAGAUAUGACUGUCUGCAUAUAUAUCUGAGAUAUGUCCAUUGUUAGCAUUAGCAUAAUAUGAAAUAAUCCUACGGACCUACAUUCAUAUACUCAUCUGACUGUGUCACCACGAUAAUGCUCACAAUUUCUUUCUUAUAACAUAAUUUUGCAGUUCUGACUGAGUACAACCUUUUUAAAUCAUUACAAUGAAUGGUGUCAUCUGAAGCCUAUUAAACAGAAAUGUCAACAAAUAGAUUUUGUCUCCCCAUCAACAGAUUAUUCGGUUGUUCUGCGAUUGGAUUUUGAAGGUAGCAUUACGAUAAUUGGAACAAAAGCUGAUCGACUUAGUAUUUUUAUAUAAACAUUGUACUGUAUUCAUUGGCAGGCUAGCUUCGCCACUGACAGUAUUAUAGUUAUAUAUACGAAAGCAAGAAAUUAUAAGCAUUCAAGGUAUUCAUAUAAAAUCGCCCAUUCCAAGAACGUAGAAUUAGAACAUUUAGCCAGCCUUCGACUUUGUGUAAGGUAUUUGAUAUUCAAAUCGCAUUUUUCCUACCUCCUGAACAGGCGUCUUCGGGGCUGUUUAUAUGACGGUGAUUUUGAUGCAAUGAAAUAAGUUACUAGGCUAAACGAAAGUUCAAAUGCUGGUUAACAGAUCUCAAAUGUUGUAUAGAAGAUCUUGUAGUUAAAGAGAUUGUUAUUAUUCUUGAACGACCUUUACAGAACAAGGGUGAAUUUCGUUUUUGACCAAUCAGAGCAUUUGUUUACCUUUAGGCGCUAAGCCAAUCAGAACGCGUACAUUUUUUCUACUUCCGGUAUAGACGCGUAUUUCCACACAAAAAUUACGGUCGUAAAUAAAGCCUUGGGGGAGGGGGGAGCUGGUUUUUUAAUUUUUUGGACUUAUUUCAAUGAAAUGCUAUAAAAUAUAAAAUUUUCGAAAAAUUUGCGUUUCAUCACUUAGUUUUGAAAUUAUCCGCAUUAAAAAAAACGGCGUAUGCAAGGUCACUCCGUUUUUUGAAUGCGGAUAAUUUCAAAACUAAGCGAUGAAACGCAAAUCCCAGCGGUAAACUUUUCGAAAAUUUUAUAUUUUAUAGGAUUUCAUUGAAAUAAGUCCAAAAAUUUAAAAAACCAGCCUCCCCCAUGGCUUUAUUUACGACCGAAAUUUUCAUGUUGAAAUAUGCGUCUAAACCGGAAGUAGUAAAAAUGUACGUAUUCUGAUUGGCUUAGCGCCAAAAGGUAAACAAAUGCUCUGAUUGGUCAAAAACGAAAUUCACCCUUGUUACUUUACAGUUAAUACACACGCGACCGUCGAGUUUAUCUUUUAUAGUGCACUCUUUUCGCCCGUUUUGCCAGAGCGCCAGCAAAUAAAUCUAACUUAUCAUUUCAGGUAACCCGCCAUUUUCGGGAAAAGCUAUGGGAUCGUGCACUGCGAAUACUUGAGACACAUGGUUUUAGACCAGUGCCAUAUUGUUCACCUCAGAACAGAAGAUUACAAGCAGAUCUGGAGAUUCAAGACAUGUUGUCUCAAUUUGGAACUCUCAUUUUGAGUCAGGUUUAUAUGAUGCUUUACCGCUUUAGUACUUUUGAUGUUGCUUUAAGCGACGAAAUCAAAAGAAUCUACCCUCGUGUUGUCAUCGGUUUGGCAAUUGAGUUCGUAUUUGCUUGGCUGUCGACCUUUAUUCAAGUUUGGCUGUAUAACAUUGGCAUAAAGACUAUAUGGUUUCGAUACUGGUUACGACAUGUACUGGCCAAUGGAAUAAUCAUGGUUGUGGCUAUAUCAUAUUUCUCUCAAGUUCUGUUGAGUGUUUUCAAAUUUCGUAUGGAAAGUUCGAUUCAUGAUGAGUAUACUCUACGAAACUGCACAAUGCCUUUUACUUACAAGUAA
Messenger RNA from Paramuricea clavata, 8315 nucleotides. Lineage: Eukaryota; Metazoa; Cnidaria; Anthozoa; Malacalcyonacea; Plexauridae. The record is from the annotation of a GenBank genome assembly.